Hyalella azteca is the source of this 4323-nucleotide messenger RNA. RefSeq names its product cGMP-dependent protein kinase, isozyme 1-like. The coding region runs from base 243 to 3056 and encodes 937 amino acids. Gene Ontology annotation, biological process: protein phosphorylation. Gene Ontology annotation, molecular function: ATP binding; cGMP-dependent protein kinase activity. The transcript has 16 exons. The record is from RefSeq and is a predicted model, not a curated record. NCBI's taxonomy places the organism in Eukaryota, Metazoa, Arthropoda, Malacostraca, Amphipoda, Hyalellidae.
GCGAUGCGAGGUGUUGUGUUAGUGCAGCUCUCUUGCCUUCUUCCGUGUCGUGGCGCAAGAUUCCAGUCACUUGAAGUUCCCAUUCAUAAAAUUGAACUCUGAACAGCUCAGAUAAUUCGUGCUCUAGAUUAUAAACAUUGAGUGAUGUGCUGUGGUGUUUUGUGAGGCGUCUGCGCAUUGAACUUGACUGCGGCUUGUGAAGGCUGCGGCUGAACGCAGUUGCUGCGCAUUCUGUUCAGCGAAUGAAUGGGAGGCGCCCUGAAGGCCUGAAAGAAAUGAGUCAGCUUCUUAAAUCAAGAGCUUCGUCUAACAGCGACGAUGAAGACCAAGGCUCGGAGUUUGUUUUCUCGCCCGUGACGGGAAGCUCAGUGACUUCAUCUUCCAGCACAGAGCGCGCUACUAAAUCGAACAAACGCGAAGCUGGCAAUUACAUUAGUAUGUCUUCUUCGGUGGGCAUGCAAAACCCUUCGGAACCAAGCUCUGGGCCAGUCAGUCUGUCUCAGAUCCUCGAGCGAGACGUAUCGUCUUCCGUCUGCGAGCCUCAGCGUAGCCCCGCUGUGUCGGAACCGACCGUGCCCGCUGCCGAAAGUGUCAGUGUGUGUUCAAGUGUCGUGAAGUUAGGUGUGUCAGGCAGCGCUGUUAGUGAUACCAGUGUCACGUCAUGCGAUGUUGAUGGAUAUGUUGAUGGUAGUGAGUUAGGAAGCAGUGCUGCUGCAGCAUGGCAUUGCGAUGACAUGCAAGGUAGCAUGCCCCAUGGGUCAAAGCUGCCUCCCUUAGCUAGCACGGCCGGUUCACGGCCUGGCGUAGAUACCCCGUACAAAACUAUGGGCAACGGCACCUCUGCCACGUCCAGUCAUAGCAAGAGCGACAAGAGCCCUGGCAAGAUCAACAUGCCUCUAGGCAGCAACAAACUACCGCAGGGGUCGGUGUACCCACCCGAUUACUUGUAUCUCAAAGAGAAGGUCAAGGAGCUUAAGCAACAAAAGAAAGAAGAUGACUGCAAGAUAGACGAGCAGCAGUCAAUUAUCAACAAUAUCAAAUGGGAGCUCAAAACCAAGCAUGAUGAAGUGUCGCAGCUCAAGCGCGAGAUCCAUAAACUCAAGAGCGUGCUGGCUCAGCACGUAGGGGCGAUGCAAGACAAGGAAGAGCUGCUGAUGAAGCUACAGGAGCAACAUCUCAUGGUCGGUCAGGGCAAGAGCACCAAGCGUCAGGGCGUGUCCGGUGAGAGCGGCGGCAACGACAGCGCUGACACUGCGCCUAUUGAACACUUCAAUAAAGACUUCAGAACGAAGAGUUUACUGAAGGAUGCCAUCAACGACAACGACUUCCUGAAACAUCUCGGCCUAGACCCUGGCCAGCUGAAGGACAUCAUCGAGGCCAUGUACCCACAGCAGUUCCAGCCCGGCGCCUGGAUCAUCAAGGAAGGAGACUUGGGAUCGCACCUAUACGUGUCGGCUCAGGGAGAGCUUGAGGUCGUCAAAGAAGACAAGUUGCUCGGUCGUAUCUCGGCUGGCAAAGCUUUCGGUGAACUCGCCAUCCUCUACAACUGCAAGAGAACGGCCAGUGUUAAAGCCGUGACGGAAGCGAAGGUAUGGGUCCUGGACAGACGCGUCUACCAACUCGUCAUGAAGCGGUCUGGGCUCAAGAAACACGAAGAUAACAUCGCCUUCCUGCAGUCCGUUCCGCUCUUCCAGAACCUUACCAAAGAUCACCUCAGCAGAAUUGCGGACGCUUUGCAAGUGGACUUCUACGGGCCGGGCCAUUACAUCAUCCGCGAAGGCUACAAAGGAGACUCUUUCUUCAUCCUCAGGUCCGGAAAAGUGAAGGUCACCAAAAAAGUUCCGGGCAAAAGUAUCGAAGAGGAAGUGCGUGUGCUAGAAGAAGGAUCUUACUUCGGGGAGCAGGCGCUGCUCAACGAGGAAUAUAGAACCGCAAAUGUCAUCGCCACGCCGCCUGGUGUCGAGUGCCUUGUUGUUGACAGAAGUUCUUUCAAUCAGCUGAUUGGGGACCUGUCGGAGCUGCGGGAGAAGGAGUAUGAGAACGAGAGGUCCUCCAAAAACAUCCUUGCUCCUAGGAGCGUCACUCCAGAAGAAGAAUUCUCUCACAUCAAACUGGACGACCUGGACAUCAUAGCCACGCUCGGUGUAGGCGGGUUCGGGCGAGUGGAGCUCGUACAGUGCGUGCACGACCGCAAGAAGACGUUCGCGCUCAAGUGUCUGCGCAAGACGCACAUUGUAGAGACGCAGCAACAAGAUCACGUAUACUCUGAGAAGAGGAUAAUGAUGAACGUCCGCAGUCCAUUUAUCUGCAGAUUAUACAAGACGUUCCGGGACAGCAAGUGCGUGUACAUGCUGAUGGAGGCGUGUCUGGGGGGCGAGGUGUGGACCAUCUUGCGGGACCGCGGUUGGUUCGACGAAGAGACCGCGCGGUUCAUCAGCGCCUGCGUGGUGGAGGCGCUUGACUACCUCCACUCCAAGAACAUUAUUUACAGAGACCUCAAGCCUGAAAACCUACUUCUCGACAACAAUGGAUAUGUUAAACUAGUUGACUUCGGUUUCAGCAAGUACCUGGGCAUGAGCAGCAAAACUUGGACUUUCUGUGGCACGCCGGAGUACGUGGCGCCUGAGAUCAUCCUUAACAAAGGACACGACCGAGCUGUGGACUACUGGUCUGUAGGCGUCCUGCUCUUCGAACUCCUCACCGGCACGCCGCCUUUCAACGCAUCAGACCCGAUGAAGACCUACAACAUCAUCCUGAAGGGCAUCGACAUGAUCAGCUUCCCGCCCCACGUCACCCGCACCGCGACGGCGCUCAUCAAGAGACUGUGUCGCGAGAACGUCACGGAGAGGCUCGGCUACCAGCGCGGUGGUAUACAGGACAUCAAGAAACACAGGUGGUUCCAGGGCUUUGACUGGGACGGCCUCAACAUGCAGUGCCUCACUCCUCCCAUCGUACCUAAGGUUGCCGAUGCCACGGACGCCAGCAACUUCGACAAGUACCCACGGGACCUGGAAGUGCCUCCUGACGAAAAUUCGGGCUGGGACCUCGAGUUCUAAGCUCUCUGGGACCGUCUUCUACGCUUCAGACUUGUGCAAACACCAUCAUGUUUUUGCACAAAUAUAGUCAAGUUUGUGUGUAAACAAGAUGUUUGUACUCAAAUAUAGGGAAGACAGUGCGCAAAUAGUGUGAUGUUUGUACAGAAAUGUGGUGAUGUUUGUGCGCAAAUAUGGUGAUGAUUGUGCGCAAAUAUAGUUAUGUGUUAUCCGCAUACAUGAUGAUGUUUGUUUGUAAACACGAUGAUGUUUUUAAGGCAACAUGAAACUUAUGCGCCAACAUCUCUAGUUCACAUAUUCGGGCUGAAUUUGUUCAGUCACCGUUAAAUUGCAUUCAAAAUAAUAAAAAUCAUUUUGCCUGUUCAUCCACGUUGAUGGAUGAAGUCACCAUAGUUAAUGAUGCUCAUUUUUCGGCAGCUUUGAUUGUGUUCUGAUUAAUUGUGUUCAAUUUUUGACUGACUGUUCACACUUAUGUGAAGUAGAUAUUUAUUUGGAUCAAUAGAAAAAUUAUUUAAUUUGAAAGCGUACGUAAAGUCCUUGUACUGGUGCCUAGAAACAUAUUUCUAUUUCCAUCGUCUUCGUUGAACCUAUUAUCUAAUAUGAUAACGAUAAGUCCCGGAUUGAUGAAGUUUGAGCACAAUCGUACAGUCGUGGUUGAUGGAUGCAAUCUUAGGUUUGUUUUACACUCUUAUUGAUGUAUAAUAUUAAAACUGAAAAUCACGUUGCAUUUUUAAGAAAAUGAUAACCACACCGUGAAUAAUGCUUUUGAUUUCUUGUUUAAAGAUCUCUAUCAUGCUUCAGACUGUACUUUAGUAUAAAUUUACUAAAGUACUGACUUUCGUAUAAAUUUGUUUCCGACGAAUUUAUAGCCUAAUUUCUAUUAUCGUCCGUAUUCUUAACCACGGAAAAUAGUGUUCCGCUUUUAAAACUAAUACACUACAAUAUUUUUAUGUAUUUCAUAGUGAGAAAAUCUUUAAAUUUCUCAAAAGCACUUUGUAGAGUCAGUAGCCAUAAGCUUUAACUCGCUUUAGAUUAACGUAUCCGCCUUAAUGGUUAUUGCUAUAUUCAAUGAGGCUGCAAAGUUUUUUAGUUCCUAUAUUUCUAUAAACUUUGUCUGUAAAUUUGCUAUUCUUUGAAGUAAUUUUAAUUUCUCGACGCAGGGGUAAAUUUAUUAUUAAAGCUUAUCAUUAUUCAUACUCAGCUUCGUUCUCGAUCGACUGAUGCGCUAUAAGUUUCUUUUUGUACGACAAUUUUAUUCUUUAGUGAACUC